Pieris brassicae (large cabbage white) is the source of this 1322-nucleotide messenger RNA. RefSeq names its product sorbitol dehydrogenase-like. Gene Ontology annotation, molecular function: L-iditol 2-dehydrogenase (NAD+) activity; zinc ion binding. The transcript has 8 exons. Lineage: Eukaryota; Metazoa; Arthropoda; Insecta; Lepidoptera; Pieridae. The record is from RefSeq and is a predicted model, not a curated record. Gene Ontology annotation, biological process: D-sorbitol catabolic process. The coding region runs from base 185 to 1231 and encodes 348 amino acids.
UAACUCAAAUAUAACCAUUAUUCUUAAAGAGAACGAAAUUAAACAAUUUAUCAAAAAUACAACGACAUGCACUUAUCGCGCCGAAGUUUAGGAUGUAGCUGUAACAUAUGAGAUAAUUUUGUAUUUGCGUUUCGUUUAGUUGACAUAGACUCAUAGUGUAGUUAGCAACGUAACUUUAAACAUAAUGGCAGAGAAUAUUGCAGUGGUUUUGCACGGACCAUACGAUUUAAAAGUCGAAAAAUAUCCGAUACCAAUAAUAAAUGAUGAUGAAGUCCUAAUAAAGGUGAGCUGUGUUGGAAUAUGUGGUUCGGACAUCCGAAUUUAUUCCACAGGAACAUGCGGUAUGGAGUCAAUUACAGAACCAAUUAUCAUGGGUCACGAAGGUGCAGGAGUUAUCGUCAAAGUGGGUGCCAAUGUUACAAAUCUUAGGCCAGGUGACAGAGUUGCUAUUGAACCUACUCAGCCAUGUAAGUCUUGUGAAUUUUGUCGAUCCGGAAGAUACAAUAUCUGCGAGAAACCGCAGUACUGCUCCACGCACAGGUCGCCGGGAAACCUCUGUACCUACUACAAGCAUGUUGCCGACUUCUGUCACAGAAUUCCUGAUAACGUAAGUAUGGAAGAAGGUGCAGCAGUGCAGCCACUUGCGAUCGCAAUACACGCAUGUAAUCGCGCAGGCAUUAAACUGGGAACAAACGUCGUGAUUUUAGGGGCAGGACCUAUUGGAGUUCUGUGCAGUAUGACUGCGAAGGCUAUGGGUGCUGAUAAGGUUCUAAUAACAGAUGUGGUAGAAUCUCGACUUACGGCAGCACAUAAAUUGGGAGUAGACUACACUCUGUUGGUGAAAAAGGAAUACAGUGACCAACAGGUAGUAGAGAAAAUUGUGGAAAUAUUGGGUACAACACCAAGUGUCACCAUCGACGCUUGUGGGUUUGCGUCUGCUCAGCGAGUGGCUAUGAUGGUAACGCGAACAGGUGGGACAGUGUUAAUCGUCGGCAUCGGUGAAGAGACUGCCGAGCUGCCGUUGAGUAAGGCAAUGUUACGAGAAGUUAAUAUUAUUGGAGCUUAUCGACUUUUGAAUUCAUACUCAGCCGCACUGUCAGCAGUUUCAAACCGAAAAAUUGACUUGAAAUCAUUUAUAACACAUCACUUUCCGAUACACAAGGCAAAGGACGCAUUCGAGCUGGCAAAGACCGGCGAAGCUAUGAAGGUUAUCAUCCAUCUCGAUCAAUAGAAAUACCUAAUUUGUCGUUUCCUCUCAAAGUUUCUUCAAAACUUACAAUAUUCAGCUUAGAAAGUGUAUAUAAAACGUUUUGUUAAUAUAA